AGCUGAGUACUGGAGUUAUUGGAGCAGUAACAUUAUAUAAAACUAUAAAACGAUAAAACGGUAUCAAACAGAACGCUCUCAGGUUUUUCCGGUUCCAUUCACUCUCUAACAAAUAGUUGACAGCAUCGUGGAACGCGAGAAAAAUUGAUGUGAAAAUGUGUGGUCGAAUUUGUUGUUCAUUGGAUGCAGACACCUUGUGUUGCGCGUGCGGAUAUAAGGAUGCCAAUGGUAAACAACGUAAAUUGACAUGGGCUAAAACUGAAUUAAAAUAUGAUCCGUCAUACAACAUGUGCCCUCGAGACGUUCUGCCCUGCAUAACGUCUGGUUCGCAUUUCGAAGGAGAAAAGGAGGAGAGAGUUCUUUGCGCUAUGACAUGGGGCAUGAUUCCACCUUGGUAUCAGGGAGAUUACAAGAAACGUCCAAAUAAGAUAUCCACUCACAAUAGUCGUUUGGAAAGCAUACAGACUUCAACGAUAUACUCUCCGUCGCUGCAAAAGCAACAAAGAUGCAUCGUGGUCUGUGAAGGCUUCUUCGAGUGGAAGCCCGGUACAAAUAAUAAAGUUCAAAAGCAACCAUACUACAUAUAUGCGAAUCAAGACAAAGAUGUAAAAGCAGAUGAUCCUACCACAUGGGCUAAUGAAUUUUCCGAGACAGAUGGAUGGAAAGGUUUCAAAGUCUUGAAACUGGCUGGAAUAUUUGGAGUACAUAAAACUGAGGAGGGGAACGUCAUACACAGCUGCACAAUUAUUACAAGAGAGAGUAAUAAGGUAUUGUCUUGGCUGCAUCAUCGCAUGCCAGUGUGUCUAACCAGCGAGGAAGAAUGUCAGCUAUGGUUAAGUAAAGAUUUAUCAACAGAUGUGGCUGUUAAAACGUUGAAUGACAUGAUAUUACAAGAAACUGCUCUAAACUGGCAUCCAGUGUCUACGGUUGUCAAUAAUGGACUGAACAAAACUGUUGAUUGUAGAAAAAAGAUAAAACCAAAGGAGAUCGGUCAAGCAUCUUUCAUGACUUCUUGGCUACAAAAGGGAUCAGCCGCUUCAAAUAAAAGAAAAAGCAUAGAUGAUAAAGAUCCAAGCAACGAAGACGAGAAUACCUCAAAUUUGCAGAACAUACGUAGCGAGUGUGAAUCUUUUGAUUAUACAUGCAACGAAUCAAAAAAACCACAGAACAAAACCUUGAAUCGCUACAGAGAUGUGGCACCGUACGAUCACACUAGGAUUAUACUUAAAAGAGGUGUAUGUGAUUAUAUUCACGCCAAUCUUAUACGGGUGGAUCACGCUGAAAGGCAAUAUAUCUUGACGCAAGGACCCUUGCCAAAUACCGUCAGUCACUUUUGGCUAAUGGUAUGGGAGCAAAAUAGUAGAGCCGUAUUGAUGUUAAACAAGGUAAUCGAGAAGAACCAAAUCAAAUGUCAUCAAUAUUUCCCAUUGGACGAUGUAAAACCCACUAUGACGUUCGAAGAUGUCAGUAUAAAAGUGGAUUAUAUCAGCAAGAAAGAAUCGUCGGAUUAUACUACUAGAACAUUACGUAUAACGGACUUGGAAAGUAACGACAGUAGGGAAAUCUUACAUUUUCAUUAUACCACUUGGCCAGACUUUGGAGUACCGCAACGUCCAACAGCCUUUUUACGUUUCUUGGCAGAUGUCAGGAAAUCAGGAGCAUUAGAUCAAAAUGUUGGCCCACCCGUUGUUCAUUGUUCUGCAGGAAUAGGAAGAUCGGGAACAUUUUGCUUGGUUGAUGCAUGCUUAGUACUGAUUGAAAAAUGUGGUUUAAACGCCUUGGAUGUGCGGCAUGAAUUGUUGGCAAUGAGACGGUCUCGUAUGGGCUUGAUACAAACACCCGAACAACUUUGUUUUUCAUAUGCUGCCAUCAUUCAGGGAGCAAAACAAUUGCCAUUCGAUAACAUGGAUCUUAACAACGAAAUAACUCAUGAUGAAAUAAUAACGACUUAUGACGAGAUGAAUAAUAAAAGUAACCAUCCAUUAGAAAAAGACGACGAACCUCCUCCUCUACCACCUCCAAGAGGAGAAUCUUUAACGCGUAGUAUGAUGGCAGAUCUAAGCUCGGAUGGUUCGACUGAUAACGAUGAAGCAGGUGGACCACCUGAUAAACCGCUACCAAGUGAACCACCAAAUCAUGUAGAAUUAUCUGAUGCAAAUCUAUCUACAUCUGCUACAAAUUGUGUAGAUGAACAAAACUUAGACGAUGGCACGGUACUUGACGAAACUCUUUCCGACGACGCUGAGAACUCUAUUGUAACAAACAAUUCUCCGUCCAAUUUAGACGCGAAAGGGGAAGUACGUCGGCGCAAAACGGAAAAGAAAGAACGACUAGCGACACAAGUACGUGAGAUGAAACGCCGGCAGAAGGAGAUGGAAGAAAGGCAGAAAUUCAAGAGGUCAUUAUUUUACCCCCUUAAAAUAAGCUUAGGCAUUGGGAUUGGUGGGGGUAUCAUAGCGAUCUGUUACUAUAUGUACAUGCGUAGUUAGAUCUAUCGUAUCAUAUUUAAGGAUGUCGUACGUACGUAUAUAUCACCUUUCGAACUAUCAGUAACAUUUCGAUGACUCGCAUAAACGAAGAAAGUUAUUCUUAAUACGCGAUUCUAUUGCGAAGUUUUAAUGACCUAAUUUUGGUUGAAACAUCUUCGAGAGAGUAACUAAAUAAAAGAUUUUCGUAUCAUACGAUCGACAGUAGAAUCACAUCGCCAGCAAUACCGCAAACGAUACUGGCUCCAUUUAUUGAAAAAAUGAGCAAAAGGAAAAAGAAAUAGAGAAAAAUAGAAGAAAAAACAAUGCUAAGAAGUGCAAGAUAGUACAAUUUUGAAUUGCACUAUUGCAUAUUCGAGUAGUAAGAACAAGAAUGGAAACGGAUGAAGCAGAAAAGGAGAUGAACUUUCGAUUUGUAUUUUUAUAUUGUGAUUUAUUUUAUGAGUAUCUAGAAUGUUAGAAUAUGUAUAUGUUUUUUUCACAAUUCUUUCAUUACAUUUGCUGCAAGAAACGAAUAGCUUAUUACGCAUACGCGUUUAUGGAAGAAACGUUAUUAAUGAACAUAAGUUAAAUUUUACCACACAAUUCUUGUAGAUAAAAUAUAAACAUACCUGAAGAAUUGUGUUAACUAUCCAGGCAAAUUACUCUUGUAGGUAAAAUAUUUACUCAAGAACUAAUAUGCAAUGCUAUAUCACAAUAUAAUCAUAUAACUUUCUAAAUAUAUGAUUGUGUGGAUUUGCAUAAAUUUCGACUAUCUGAUCUUUUUAUUUAACGCUCAUAUAGUAAUAAACAUAAGCACAGAAUGAAAAUCACAGAUAUAUAAAACUGAAUUAAGUGAAAAGUCAAUCUAAUUGUUGAGUAGCUUUGCUGUUUCCCGCGAAUAGAUAUGUUUCUAUCUAGCUAAAUUUGAUUUAGUUUUUUUUCUUAUUAUUUACUUAAUAUGACGAUAAAUAAGCGAAAGAAAGAAGACAGAUUAUAUUUGUGGUUUUCGUUUAACCGUUUCUAAAUGAAUAAACUUGAUGUUAAUAUUUCACCAAAAUCUAGUUUCGAAUGAAGGAGCUAGGAUGAAAGACUUAUUUCCAAAUCAUCCUCACAAUUCAUCACUUUAAUUCAUGUUUUCAAAUAAUGUAAGUUUAUGUGUUACAUUGUGGAGAAGUUUAGAAUAUAGAGUUUAUAGGCACAUAAUCUUCAUUUUUUAAAUGAAAAUAUGGAUUCAAUGAUCUGGAAAUAAUCUAUUCAAUUUCUUUAGUAGCGUUAAAUGGAUAUAUUAGUGAUAGGUCUAGAAAGAAUUUGUUAAAUGAUUUUAUUGCAGUUUCAUAGAUAAAUCUUUUUAAUUGCUGAUUGGAGUAGAUUCUACUGUCCUGUAUCAAAAUCAUUUAUGAAAAUUUAGAUCAUGCGUAUAUUAUACAUUAACACUUCACAAAAAAGUUCAAAAAUGUUUCUCAUGAUAAUCUUUAAAUUUUUAAUUGUUUGGCUAUGAGUAAGAUAUACUUUUUUCUUAUUUGCAAUCUUUUUAUUUUUUUUUUGUUACAAGAGAAUGUUAUAUCUCAUGCAAAUCGCCAUCUGGGAUGAUUUAGUGCAAUUACUGAUAGUUGAAUAUACAAGAUAAUAUUUGAUCCAACUACUGAUAUAACUCAUAUAAAUUUGCUGUUGUUCACGCGAAUCCUAUUUGCACGAUGAUAGAUCGUAGAAUCAAUUAUUUUAAUCUGCAACAAGACAUUCCUGAUGUAUCAAUAAUAGCUUCGAAUUUCUUACGCUUACAAAAGGAAUUAUCUUAGAUGCGAUCAUGCAAAAAGAUUGAAUUUCCCAUGUCAGGAGAAUUUUUGCUGAUAAAUUAUUUUUAUUUUCUUUCUGUUAUUAAAUAAUUUGCAAAAAGGAUAUCACGAAUUUUUAGUUUGAUAUAGAAAUCGUUGGUAACAGUAAAAGAAAAGACACAGAAAUAUGCUAUAAACAGGCAAAGUGUGUUAUUUCCAAGAGUUAUUAGUAGAUUUCCGUGAUAUUUUCUCGCUUUGAAUCUUUAAAUCGAAUCCUAUUUAUGCAUUUAUCUCAAUAAUCUCAUUAAACUUCGAAAAUUUAGUAAUAAAGUUACGUUCAUUGUUAGAGAGAAGUUGGAAUGGGUUUAAAACGAAAUCUUAGAAAAUGUGAAUUCCAGCUCAUUGCCCAACAGCGUACGUUGCAAGCUGUGCAUUGAGCAUUGCGGAUAAAGACUGAGUACGUCUAAUGACUUCUAGGAGGGCAGAAGGUGGGGGAAAUAAACGAGCGGUGAAAUAACGAAAGUUAAGCCCGCGUAUUUCUUAAGUCGAGCUUUUAUAUAAGCCACUUUGAGAGAAAGACUUGUCAGAUCGUGUUCCAAUCCAAAGAUAAAAGCGUGAUGAGAAAAUGUGCGUCGCGACGUCUUCAAAAGGUGUGCGUCGCUAAAGCGUAUUUUUUACUUUUGUACGUUACUACACACCGUUGGAGCACGAUCUCCCAACGAGGUUUUCAGACACGUCGUACUUGCGCAUAUCGACGUGCUCGUCUUCGCGUGAUUAUGUACGUUAGAACGUUGCAAAAGAAAUUGAAUGGAGAACGGAAAGGGAGCGAGAGCAAUCUACGUGAAACACGAUGUCGAGGGGAUAUGCAGUAUUCUAUUGUCAACAACACGUUUUAACUUUACGCACUAAUAUACUAUUGUUAUCUAAUUUUUAUCGAGAUAUUAUUUAUGUAAAUGUAAAACCGCAGUCUGCGACGAUUCGAUUGAAAUAAGGAAACGACGCGAUUAAUCUCGUGACGAUCGUUAUCACGUCGUUAGCGAAGCGCACCAUGGCGUGGAGAUCUUUCAAUCGUUCCAUGCGUCUUGAAAUUGAAUCGAA
Molecule: messenger RNA, 5338 nt
Organism: Temnothorax curvispinosus
Lineage: Eukaryota; Metazoa; Arthropoda; Insecta; Hymenoptera; Formicidae
Product: tyrosine-protein phosphatase non-receptor type 61F-like
Exons: 13
Coding region: 156-2489 (777 amino acids)
Biological process (GO): DNA damage response; protein dephosphorylation
Molecular function (GO): single-stranded DNA binding; protein tyrosine phosphatase activity
Source: RefSeq, a predicted model, not a curated record